Molecule: messenger RNA, 2046 nt
Organism: Cuscuta epithymum
Lineage: Eukaryota; Viridiplantae; Streptophyta; Magnoliopsida; Solanales; Convolvulaceae
Source: the annotation of a GenBank genome assembly
AAAAAACAUUGGGAAUGGCAAAAUUGAGGAGGUUCACUCUUUUUUUCAUUAACGAUUGACGCAAGGGGCAAAAUUGUUCGAAUAUGAAAGAAAGUGUGUGCGCCGAUUAUUAUGGGGUGCGCGGAGAACAAGCGUUUGGAUGGAAUAGGAACCAGGAACACGAGAAUUAAGAAAAGAUUAAACAAAAACAAUUACGCAGUGGAUGGACACAGAUGGAAGAAGCAAAGAAGCAGAAGAAAAAGAUGCAUCGAUCAGAUCCUGCCUCCGUCUCAAUCCCGCAGCGGAAAGAUGACCAACUGAAUUUUAUGCUAUGCUUGCUGAGGGUAUUGUCGUCCACUCGAUCCCAAUUACUUCUGGUUAGGGUUUAAAAACUUUAAAUUCCUCAGUCCAAACCCAAAGGGUGGAAUUCCUAUUUGUAUUCAAAGUCUGUUUUAAUCGUAUUUUAAACCUAAGCUGCGGUCUCGCCUUCUCCACGGGAUAAUCAUUCUGAUCGAUCUGCUAUUAUUCAUUCCUGCAAUGUCUGGUUGCCGGGAAACCGUAAUAAGCGACCUGCCUGAUGAGUUAGCAGAGAGAAUAUUCAAAAGCAUCUCAAUUCGAGACGCCGCCAGAUGUGCUCUGCUCUCAACUGAUUGGAGGGAUUCUUGGUACCGCCAUGGUCGGCUCGUCUUUGAUUGGGACUUCUUCAGAGAUUACAAGCCUUCUCCAGAAACAACGAGCCUAAUAGGCAACAUUCUCAUUCACCGGGCUGGACCUAUUAAGAAAUUCAAGUUGCAGAUAUUUUGGUCAUCUGGAUCUGAUCCUGUGAUCAAGCAGUCUGAUUUAGACCGGUGGUGUCUUCAUCUGUCCCAAAACGGCAUUGAGAAACUUCACCUCUCUGGUCCUUAUGGCGGACCAAAAUAUAAGCUACCAUCCUGUCUCUUCUAUUGCAAGACCAUCAAGCAACUGUAUCUUGAGGAUUUCAGUUUUUCGUUGCCGGUUAAUGCUCCGUGUAUAUUCCCCGAAUUGAAGUCAUCAAAGUUUACAAUGGUCAGGUUCACGCGUGACGAGGAGGGAGAGGGACUGGUCUGUAGCAUGCCGAAACUUGAGAAGCUGGUUUUGUCCAUGUGUUCUGGUACUCCUGAUUAUGCUAUCACCACACCAGAACUUCAAAGAUUGACCAUAUUUCAAUGUUCAAGUAUGGCUGGAAGAAGAUGGCUGAUGCUUCAUUUGAGCUCUAUUAAGACCCUCCAUCUCCAUUUGACUUCGAGUAUGGAUGUUGCGGUGGACUCCCCAACAUUCCCAACUGCGAUAAAUCUGCAAGAAAUUACACUUCAUAGCUUCGAUUUUGGUUGUGACUACCUUCUUAAGUAUGUUGUCGAAUUGCUUAAAAAAUCCCCCAAUCUACGCGUGCUGGAGAUUAAUAUUGCGAAAAGAUCUAAGGAAACUAAUCCAGCACUUUUGGAGGAGAUUAUUGAAGUUGAUUUCAGGAUGCUUGAGACAGUGAAGUUCAAUUGGUUUCAAGGAUCCAAAAUGGAAUUGUGCCUUGUGAAAUUACUACUCUCAAACUCGCCUGCACUCCACCAUGUUGUUAUUCAUGAAGGUGUAGAUAUCGAUGACUCUUUGACUCCUUGGACCCCAAAGAAAAUUUUGAGCUUUCCUUGUGCGUCUCCCAAAGCACAAAUUGUAUACAAAUCAGGGAUCAAAUAUCCUUAAAAAAAGAGUUCAAAUCCCGACUAGUGGUAUCAUACUCCAUAAUAUGUUAUGUACUUAUGGGAAUAUUCUAGCUAGUUUAUUUGGUUAGUCUGGUGCAUAUGACUAUGUGUGUGUGUAUUUUUUUAUCCCCAGAAUUCACCAAAGUGGUGGGGUAAAUGUUGGGGAACAUUUCCCUAUUUUAUAUGUGUGUAUAUAUAUGCAUCAGUCCAUGCAUGAUAAUGCAUGUAGAUGGUAAUUGAUGGUACUUAUUUGGUAUUUUUUAGCCGCAUUCCUGACAUUAGUUGUGAGUUGUGAUGUCUACUAUGCAUGAGUUUAUCGUUCACCUCAAAUUCACGUCUCUCAAAUAAAGACCCG